AUGGAUCUCCGAAGAUCCACCAAUGAGUAUGAUCGUGGAGUGAAGUAUUUUCUUGAUAAGACAUUUGAACGAGGUUCUCAAGGAAAUGAAAUACUAUGCCCUUGUAAAAGGUGUUUUAAUCAGUAUUGGCAUACUCGAACGGUGGUGGAGAAUCACUUGUUUGGUUAUGGAUUUGUUAAUGGAUACACCAAAUGGGUUUUCCAUGGAGAAAGGUUUUCUUCAACAAAUAUGCCGCAUCCAAACAAUGAUGACGAAACUUCCGACAUACAUGACGAUAUCGAUGGACUACUUUAUGAUACUUUAAGGAAUGUAGAAGGUGAUAUGAGGCAUGAAGGAGUGAGAGAGGGACCAUCUGAAGAUGCAAAGAUAUUUUUCAAAUUUGUUGAGGAAGGGAAACAAGAGUUGUACCCAGGGUGUAAGAAUUUUUCUAAGUUGAGUUUCACCAUUCGGUUGUACUUGUUUAAAUGCAUUCACGGGUUGAGUAAUGUAGCCUUUUCAGACUUGUUAGACUUGAUAAAAAAGGCAUUUCCAUUUGCUCAGCUACCUGAGUCUUUCAACAAGGCAAUAAAGGUGAUAAAAGAUUUGGGUCUUGGUUAUGAGAAAAUUCAUGCAUGCCUUAAGGACUGCAUGCUAUUUUGGAAUGACAAUGCGAAAAUAGAUAAUUGCUCUGUGUGUGGUUCUUCUAGAUGGAAGAAUGUUCGUGAUGAUUUGACUAAUACGAACACUAAAAUCCCAGCAAAGGUUUUAAGAUAUCCUGCUGAUGGGGAAGCUUGGAAGGAUUUUGAUUCAUUGCACCGGGAUUUCUCUAAAGAUCCUCGUAAUGUUCGAUUGGGUCUUUCAAGUGAUGGUUUCAAUCCAUUCCGAACCAUGAGCAUUUCCCAUAGUACAUGGCCAAUUAUGUUAAUGAACUAUAAUUUGCCACCAUGGGUUUGCAUGAAACCGGAGUAUAUAAUGUUGUCAAUGAUCAUUCCAGGUCCAUCGUCUCCUGUAAACGAUAUAGACGUGUUCCUACAACCACUAAUUGCAGAGUUGAAGGACCUAUGGGAAAUGGGAGUGGAAACAUAUAAUGCUGAAACUAACCAAACAUUUCUAAUGCGUGCAGCUUUAUUGUGGACAGUUAGUGAUUUUCCAGCACUAGCAAUUCGUAAGAUGUGUUACUUGGGUCAUCGAGCAUUUUUACCUCCUGAUCAUCCAUUUCGAGGAGAUAAGAAAUCAUUUGAUGGUAAAGAGGAGCAUAAAGCUGCACUUACUCCCUUAUCAGGCAUAGAAGUGCUUGAAGAGCUAUGUGAAUUCAAUAAUGUCUUUGGGAAGGGCCGACAGAAAAGGGCUCGGAAGAGUGAUGGUCCAUGGAAGAAAAGAUCCAUAUUUUUUAAAUUGCCAUAUUGGGCACAUAACAAAUUGAGGCACAAUCUUGACGUGAUGCAUAUAGAGAAGAAUAUAUGUGAUAGUUUGCUUGGGACAUUGUUAGAUGUACCUAGAAAGUCCAAAGAUCAUGUCAAUUCUCGCUAUGACUUGCACGAGAUGGGGAUACGCAAAGAGCUUCAACCAUUAAAAGAUGAUAAGAAUGGUAAAAUUCAUCUGGCUAAAGCUUGUUUCUUUAUGAAACCAGAGGAGAAAAGGUUGUUUUGCACUGUUUUAAAAAAUGUCAAAUUACCAAAAGGGUGUGCCUCUAAUAUAUCACAUCGUGUGCAAAUGGAGGAGAUGAAAGUAUCAGGAUAUAAGAGCCAUGAUGCUCAUUUCAUAAUGCGGUACUUGCUUCAGGUUGCGGUUAGAAAAGUGUUACCCAAGAAUGUGUCUUUGGCCUUGAUUAGGUUGGGGAAUUAUUUUAGAACCAUAUGUAGUAAGGUUAUAAGAAGAAGAGAUCUUGAUAAAAUGAAGGCUGAAAUCAUAGAUAUAGUAUGUGACCUUGAAAAGAUUUUUCCUCCAACCUUUUUUGAUAUAAUGACACAUUUGCCUAUCCAUUUAGUAGAUAAAAUUAAGCUCGGGGGUCCGGUUCAUUUGCGUUGGAUGCAUCCCAAUGAGAGAAACAUGUGUGGUCAAAUUGAACAAGGGGAUGAAAGAAGUGAAGAUACAUGA
Molecule: messenger RNA, 2076 nt
Organism: Lycium barbarum (goji berry)
Lineage: Eukaryota; Viridiplantae; Streptophyta; Magnoliopsida; Solanales; Solanaceae
Exons: 4
Coding region: 1-2076 (691 amino acids)
Source: RefSeq, a predicted model, not a curated record